This is a messenger RNA of Daucus carota subsp. sativus, 1296 nucleotides long. Its product is annotated as ras-related protein RABA1f-like. The coding region runs from base 343 to 996 and encodes 217 amino acids. The transcript has 2 exons. Gene Ontology annotation, cellular component: endosome. The record is from RefSeq and is a predicted model, not a curated record. Gene Ontology annotation, biological process: vesicle-mediated transport. Gene Ontology annotation, molecular function: GTPase activity; GTP binding. NCBI's taxonomy places the organism in Eukaryota, Viridiplantae, Streptophyta, Magnoliopsida, Apiales, Apiaceae.
AAAUUCAGAUCUGGUGUCAACGACUAGUGAUCCAGCUGCCAAGUACUAUUAUUACACACAACAGAGUCUAAAAACAACACACACAAAUACUAUCUCCACAACUUAAAACAGCAAAAAUCAAAGCCACACUAUCUAAAAACUGGCAGUUGAAGAAUCCAUUCCAGAAUUUAAGUGCCGGCAAUGUGAGUUAGAGGAGCUACAUUUAUAGUAAACAAAAACCCUGUGACUCUCAUUUCUCCAAUAUUAUCAGCCUCACCUACCGCUCAUAACACGUACUUAGUGGCGUGCUACUAAGUAAAAAUAAUUCCCAAGAGCUCCGAGACUUGAGUUAGUUUAACUUCAAUGGCUGCGUAUCGAGGCGACGAUGACUAUGAUUAUUUGUUUAAGGUUGUUAUCAUUGGUGACUCAGGUGUCGGCAAGUCGAAUCUUUUGUCAAGAUUUACUAAAAAUGAGUUUAGCUUGGAUUCGAAGUCUACUAUUGGCGUUGAGUUUGCUACUAGAAGUAUUCGUGUCGAUGAUAAAGUCGUUAAGGCUCAGAUUUGGGACACUGCUGGCCAAGAAAGAUAUCGGGCAAUUACUAGUGCAUACUAUCGAGGGGCAGUGGGGGCUUUGCUUGUCUACGAUGUUACUCGACACGUUACUUUUGAAAAUGUUGAGAGAUGGUUGAAAGAAUUGAGAGACCACACGGAUGCAAAUAUCGUGAUAAUGCUGGUAGGCAAUAAGGCUGACUUGCGUCACUUGCGUGCAGUUUCUACUGAGGAUGCAAAGGCUUUUGCUGAGAGGGAGAAAACUUACUUCAUGGAGACAUCCGCUCUGGAGUCCAUGAAUGUUGAGAAUUCCUUCACAGAAGUUCUCAGCCAAAUACAUCAUAUAGUCAGCCGAAAAGCCCUUGAAAUGGGGGAUGAUCCUGCUGCAUUACCCAAGGGACAGACGAUCGCUGUUGGUUCUAAAGACGAUGUUUCUGCAGUGAAAAAAAUUGGUUGCUGCUCUCUCUAGUUAUACUAACAGUUGAGUUGCAUAUGCUUUCGACUCUCAGAGAUCCUUAAUUUCCUAUACGUCUCGACUAUUUCCUAUUGCCAUUUCAUAUUUUUUGUGAUGAUAUGAGAUUAUCUCGAGAUAGUUGUUGAUGCGGAGUUUGAGAAAGCACUGGUAUUAGCAAUUGUUUAUUCAAGGCCAGUUCUUGAUCUCUGCUAUCCUUUUCAAGAGUUUUUUCAUCUGUAUUGUUUCAUUUCUCUAAAGAUAUGGCUUGAUAUUGUACUUUGAUUUCUAUAGAACCUUUUCAGUUCUUUUCUUGAA